AUGUCAACCAUCAACAUAGAUGCUGAAAGUGAAGUUGGCCAAAGAGUGAAAGCCUCCAUAAGUGAUAUGCUGAAGGCAAUCAACUUCAGCGAUGACAUCGAAUACGUUGCUGAGUUCAUUGUUGUGCUCAUUUCUAACGGGCGCACUCCAGAGGAAAUCACCCAGGAACUAUCUGCUUUGUUUGGUGAUGCUAUUACUUUGGGAUUUGUGAAUGACGUGUUUGCCGGUAUAAGAUCUUUGCAAGGCGAACAGCCGAAAGAAACUCCAGCCUUCACGGCUCCGUUUACGUCACAAGAGCAACAUGAAGACACUACAAUGCAAGAGGAUUCGCAGCCAGCCGCAAGACAGGAAGUGAGGUUUGACCAGACACCAGAUAUUGUUGGCCUUCCCUCUCAACCACGUGUGUAUGCGAGCAGAAGUAAUGCCGGUGUCGCCAAGGCUGGGCUCAAGACCAGAGGCUCGUCGCGUGGCGGGUUUGCUUUGAAGAGUGGAGCCAAUUUUGAGAGAGCCGUGGGAUUGUCCGUGGACAGCAAUAUGGGAGAUAACACCAACCUUGGUUUUGGUCAGCAAAAAAGAAGUCGUUGUCAAGCCUUCCCUCAUUGUCCAAACAGAGUGUGCCCCAAUAUCCACCCUACGAGAAUCUGUUUUGCCUUUCCAAACUGCCCGAACCCCCCAGGAACAUGUGGUUAUUUGCACCCAGGUGAAGAUGAUCAGCUAGUCCAGGAAUGGGAACAGGUCAAACAGGCCAGGCAACAACAGCAGCAAGACCGUCCUCCCAAGUUCAGCAAAGCCAAGAUCAUAGAGGAGGUGAAAAGAGCUACUCAAGGAAUCUCUUUGUGUAAGUUUGCCAGUGUUUGCCAAAAGGAACUGUGUCCCUUUGGCCAUCCUACACCUGCGAACAAAACUGCCAAGGUGUUGACUUUUGAAUGGUGCCCAGCCAAUAAGGAGUGUUCGGACCCGGCUUGUACGAAAGCGCAUCCAUCGCCCAACUACCAACCCGUUGAAGAAACAAGGCCCCAGAAGUUUGCUCCAAGCUUAGAAAGCUGCAGGUUCGGUUCUCACUGUACGAAUUACAACUGUACGCGUCGCCAUGCCACGAGUCCUGUUCUUUGCCGUGAUGGUAGCGAAUGUACGAGAUUGGACUGUUACUUCACGCAUCCCCUGGAAGAAGAAUGCCGUUUUGGCAUCAACUGUAAAAAUGCUAAGUGUGCAUUUAAGCAUCCUGAGGGCAGAGUUCUUCCAGCUCCGAAGCCAUCGGUCUGGGUCAAAGACGGCACGAGCGAUAGAGCGUUUGCAGUUCCAGAGGAUCAGGUGAUGGAGCAUGCUCCAGUGCAAGAGGCAUAA
Messenger RNA from Kuraishia capsulata CBS 1993, 1344 nucleotides. RefSeq lists its product as uncharacterized. The transcript has a single exon. Gene Ontology annotation, cellular component: nucleus; cytoplasm. Gene Ontology annotation, molecular function: zinc ion binding; poly(A) binding. Gene Ontology annotation, biological process: regulation of mRNA stability. Bases 1 to 1344 code for a protein of 447 amino acids. The record is from RefSeq and is a predicted model, not a curated record. NCBI's taxonomy places the organism in Eukaryota, Fungi, Ascomycota, Pichiomycetes, Pichiales, Pichiaceae.